CGGUAUUUAAGGCAGCGGUAGCCGGCCCGCAGCCACAAGUGCGCACUGAUGUCUCCGCGUGGCCAACUCGCCCUGUGCGUGCCGUUGGCGGUGCUGUGGCUGGUGCUGGCGCAGGCUGGACACUCGGCCCGCGCCCAGCAGGACCCCAUGCAGACGUCCACCAUGGGCGGCGCCUCGAGGUACUUACGCGAUCUCGACAAAUACUACACUCAAGUCGCCAGGCCCAGUACGCGGAGCGACCCGCUGACCUAUGAGGACGACGACGUUGAAUACAUCAAGGCAUCGCAGGCGCUGCGAAUGAUGAAGUUAAACGAAUUGAACAGAUUCUACAAGGCACGAUCUAGGCCACGAUUCGGAAAACGGACGGAAUUUCACUUUAAUUCACAGGAGCGUGAUAUAGCUGGUGUUCGGAGAAAUGGAGGUGUGAGUGUGGCAUACGAAAAUAGAUGACUCUCGUCUUAGAUUGUAGUUUGCAAAAACACACAAUAACUUCUUAUCGUUUAAAUUAUUUCUUAAAUUAACCACGUCACCCACCUGUUUGAACCUCAUUUUGCUUCAACUUUCAAUCACAAUAAAGUCAACUUGUCUGUUAA
Cloeon dipterum is the source of this 593-nucleotide messenger RNA. RefSeq lists its product as uncharacterized. The coding region runs from base 49 to 450 and encodes 133 amino acids. The record is from RefSeq and is a predicted model, not a curated record. NCBI's taxonomy places the organism in Eukaryota, Metazoa, Arthropoda, Insecta, Ephemeroptera, Baetidae. The transcript has 4 exons.